CAACCCAAGAGGUUCCCAAGUUCCCCAAUGGCUUCCAAUGGAAAAACCCUUCAUCAAACCCAAAUGGUUCUGAUACCUUUCCCUGCACAAGGCCAUCUAAAUCAGCUUCUGCACCUCUCACGCCAUAUUUUAUCACACAACAUCCCAGUUCAUUAUGUUGGCACUGCCACACACAUUCGUCAGGCCACAGUUCGAGACCACAACUCCAUUUCUAACAUUCAUUUCCAUCACUUUGAAGUUCCACCCUUUGUAUCCCCUCCUCCCAACCCCAACAAUCCAGAAACUGAUUUCCCAUGUCAUCUACUUCCUUCCUUUGAGGCCUCUUCGCAUCUUCGCGAGCCUGUGAGGAACCUUCUUCAGUCCCUGUCGUCACAAGCCAAAAGGGUCAUUGUCAUCCAUGACUCAUUAAUGGCAUCAGUGGCACAAGAUGCCACAAACAUGCCAAAUGUUGAGAAUUACACUUUUCACAGCACAUGUGCCUUUACCACCUUCGUUUAUUAUUGGGAGGUAAUGGGAAGGCCCUCGGUUGAAGGCUUCCAAGUCUCAGAAAUCCCUUCUCUGGAAGGAUGCUUCCCACCCCAGUUCAUUGAUUUCAUUACUGCACAAUACGAAUUCCAUCAAUUCAACGAUGGCAACAUUUACAACACAAGCAGGGCCAUUGAAGGUCCUUACAUUGAGUUUCUGGAGCGCAUUGGUGGAAGCAAGAAGAUUUGUGCAUUGGGGCCAUUCAACCCUUUAGCCAUUGAGAAGAAGGAUUCAAAAACAAGGCACACAUGCUUGGAGUGGCUUCAUAAACAAGAGCCAAAUUCAGUCAUGUAUGUGUCUUUUGGGACCACAACAAGUUUGACAGUGGAACAAAUUGAAGAGAUUGCAACUGGGUUGGAACAAAGCAAGCAAAAGUUCAUCUGGGUGCUGAGAGAUGCUGAUAAAGGAGACAUCUUUGAUGGAAAUGGAACAAAAUGGUAUGAGCUUCCAAAUGGGUUUGAGGAAAGAGUUAAAGGCAUAGGGCUAAUUGUGAGAGAUUGGGCACCCCAAUUGGAGAUUCUGAGCCACACUUCAACAGGGGGGUUUAUGAGUCAUUGUGGAUGGAACUCUUGCUUAGAGAGCAUAACCAUGGGGGUGCCAAUAUUAGCAUGGCCUGUGCACUCUGAUCAGCCAAGAAACUCCGUUUUGAUCACAGAGGUGCUCAAGGUUGGGUUGGUUGUGAAGGAUUGGGCACAAAGGAAUGUGUUGGUUAGUGCUUCAGUUGUUGAGAAUGCCGUGAGAAGGUUGAUGAAAACAAAGGAAGGUGAUGAUAUGCGAGACAGAGCAGUGAGGCUUAAAAAUGCAAUUCACAGGUCCAAAGAUGAAGGUGGAGUUUCUCGCAUGGAAAUGAGUUCUUUCAUUGAUCACAUUAUCAAUUGAUAAUUAUGUGGUUCCUAGCUUGCUAGUUUUAGACGGCAGAAUUAACCGUUCAUGAAGUUAAUGCAAAAUAAGUUUGGAAGGAAAAUGCACACAUAUUUCAUUUUCUCGAGACAUUCUGGCAAAGUUUCUGGAAUGUACGCAGAGCCUUUUCUCAUAAUUCUUAUCUAUACAUUUCGGAACAAUCCUUCUUUGAUGUCAAUAAUUGU
Molecule: messenger RNA, 1610 nt
Organism: Glycine soja
Lineage: Eukaryota; Viridiplantae; Streptophyta; Magnoliopsida; Fabales; Fabaceae
Product: zeatin O-glucosyltransferase-like
Exons: 1
Coding region: 28-1404 (458 amino acids)
Molecular function (GO): UDP-glycosyltransferase activity
Source: RefSeq, a predicted model, not a curated record